Epithele typhae is the source of this 504-nucleotide messenger RNA. RefSeq lists its product as uncharacterized. Bases 1 to 504 code for a protein of 167 amino acids. NCBI's taxonomy places the organism in Eukaryota, Fungi, Basidiomycota, Agaricomycetes, Polyporales, Epitheliaceae. The record is from RefSeq and is a predicted model, not a curated record. The transcript has a single exon.
AUGGAACCCCCGCCCCUGCCUAUCGACGUAACGGAGAACGUACUGGACCAACUACAAGCCCAGGGCCACCUGUGGGCCCUUCCAAUCUGCGCACGGGUCUGCAACGCUUGGCUCCCGAGGUGCCGCUUCUUGAUCUGGCAACGCGUAACGAUCUCAAGCCUCCACUCGCUGGACUCCAUCCGCGCCGCGCUUGAGCGCACACCCGUCCUGCGCUCGCUCGUAAGCACCGUCCGACUCGAAGGAAAUUAUGGGCAGUAUCCCCACGCCGCUCCCGCUGUCCUCCUGCCGUAUCUCGCCCAUAUCAACACCUGGGAGUUCUCCGGAGAACUCGUUAUCGGCGGGGACCGAGGAAGAAACCUCCUAGGUUCCCUCAGAAGCUACGCCGAGACCAAGAGGCUCGUUGUCGACGCCUGCGGUCGGCUCAUUUCCACCUUGGACGUCGCACGCCUGGCCUGCGGGUUUCCCGGUCUCGAAGAGCUUCACCUCAUCGAUACCCUCUCGUGA